GCUGUUCUUGGGAAAUUUUGGUUACGUUUCAGAAAUGUGAGCGAUAAGUGUGUUCGCGGAUUAUUUAACCCGAAACUUUGAGCGUGAGUAUUGGCACAAUGAAGUCGGACGCCCUCUUCCUUGCUAUCGGUGAAUUCGGUAGAUUUCAAGUUCUGACCAUAUUGUUUCUCACAAUGUUAGGCAUCAUUGGUCACUCAGACUUCUUAACUUAUACAUUGUUUUACAACACGCCCGAACAUACGUGUGUGAUACCAAAACAAUAUCUUGAUAACGAGACACGCAGCUUGAUAUCUGCUCAAAAUUCGACUGUUGACCAAGCAUUCCAGUACAAAGGCAAGGAUGACGAUGAGCUUCUUGAUACUUACUGUAACCACUACAUUACGCCAUAUUUACCUCUAGCUGAUGAAUCAGAACCAGAAACAGUCAAGUGUUCUGAGUGGGAGUUCAAUAAAGGUUACCCAUUUGGAAAAACGUUUGUCUCUUCGUUUGAUAUGCUUUGUCAAUAUAAGUUUCGGAAGGCUUUGGGUCAAUCAUUAACAGCAAUUGGGUUUUUAAUUGGUGCUGUAACUUUUGGAUUUCUUUCUGACCGUUACGGGCGUGUGAAUACACUAGCUCUAGCUGCAUUUUUGAAAUGCAUUUGCAAUUGGAUGCUGGUUGCAGCAGAAGGUGCAGAUAUGCUAUGGCUCUUCUAUAUCAGCUAUUGUUGUGUAUGCGCGUGCUCUCAUGGAUUGUACUUGGUGUUUUUUGUGUACAUAAUUGAAAUAACGGGACCAAGAAUGCGCUUGUUUGCUCCUGCUCUUCGGAACCUGUUUGAAGUUGUCGAGGAAGUGUACUGUUUAGGACUUGUAUACGUUUUUAUGGACUGGACCCACUUCGAAAUGACGCUUGGAAUAUGUGGACUGCUGAUGUUACUAGUUCUCAAAUAUUGUUUCGAGUCACCGCUCUGGUUGAUAUCCAAAGGUCUUGAAACACAGGCAGAAUAUGUGCUGCUUAGAAUAGCUGAAAUUAACAAGCGAACGGUUCCGACUGAACAUAUGCGCAAUUUCAUAGCUCAAGCACUUUCCGAAGAGUACAAGAGUUCAUCAGUGCAAUCUAAUGGGUCUUCACAGUCUGCAUCAGCAGCUCAAAGUUGGACUAGAUAUCUGAAUGUAUACUUCAUAAAGUCAAAAGUAUCGGGGAAGUUGGAGGACUUGAGGAUCUUCGUUAAAAGCUACCCGAACAUAUGCAUCAAAGGCAUUCUCUUCGGAAUCAACUGGUGUGUAGUUUCGGCAGGCUUCUACGCAAUCUUUUUCUCCGUUCCUAAUUUAGGAGGAGACAAGUAUUUCAACAUAUUCCUCAUCAGCGUGAUCGACUACCCCAUGUACUUUUUCUGCUACCUCUUCAUGGAGAGAUUUGGCAGGAAGUUUGCCUACUUGUUGUCCAUGGUGGCCGGAGGUAUGACUGGCCUCCUAAUUAUGAUCUUCAGACACAGUGAUAUAGACGGGAUGGUGACGGCGCUGAGUCUAUUCGGCGCAAUGUGUUUCUCGUCCUGUUACACAAUCAUAUACAUCUGGACUUCAGAAGUGUUUCCAACUCCCAUCCGCAAUUCUUCCAUGGGUUUCUGCUCACUGUGCGGCCGAAUCGGCAUGAGUGCGGUGCCCUUUUUCCUCCUUCUGGGAGUGGCUGCCGAGGCCACUAUGUGCAUGUUGGCAUUCGGAGCCGCCAUUCUGGCCAGUAUGCUGCCAGAGACUAACAAAGUCCAGUUGCCCCAGGCGCUGCAGGAGGGCGAGAAAGUUGGACUCAGUGUCUUACCCGGAGGCCUCAGGUCAUUUGGGGUCAAAGUGCAAAGUGCUUUUAGAAGUAAAUACAACCGCGAAAGCCUCAUUGACGAAACUGUUGAAGUUGAGCAAAGGCGAACACGAAGUAGUGUGGAUGGUAACAGAACUACACAGGGUAAUGGCGAGUUGGGUUUAGAAGUAGUUUCUACUGCUGCAGACAUUCCAGAUGUCAGUUUGACCUCACUUCGAGAAGAGGACAGUCCAGAACUGGUUUUUGUACCGGAAAGCCCUACUCGCAAGGGUAAUGGAAGCAGGGAAAAAGGGCGGGAAGAAACAUCAGACUUUGUUGUGCCAACUGAUUCACAUCAGCGAGAUGAGGAAGACAGCUCUACCGAUCCAAGCAAUUCUACAUUCCAUAUCGAAGUAUGAUUUGUAUUACUUAAUUUCAAGCUAAACUGAAUUAAUUUUGCGCAAUAUUUGUGUCCCAUCACAUUCCGUUUAAAUUAAAUGACUGAGUGUUUCUAAAUUUAUUCAUUCAUUAUCCUAAAAUAAUUCUAUUUUCAUCUUUAUUUCUGCACUAGAUUACUUUCCCGCCAUCUUGUAAAAUGUAAAUAUUCAGUUUGAACCAUCCCAGAAAUUAAUAAAAACAGUUCAUUGACCGGUUUUGUUUCUUGUUUUGACAAUCGAUAAGUUUCACUAACACCCUAUUAAUGUUCGCUCAGGCGAUAAUCAAGUUUGUUGCUCCCGUGUUCUAUACUUUUUUUCCCGUAAAUGAACCUCAUUCUUAGAAGAGUAUAUUUAGAAAGAAAUGUUCAAUAUACAAAUGUACACUUAUAUGUUCCGCCUAUUUGGGCUC
Molecule: messenger RNA, 2613 nt
Organism: Symsagittifera roscoffensis
Lineage: Eukaryota; Metazoa; Xenacoelomorpha; Acoela; Convolutidae
Product: organic cation transporter protein-like
Exons: 3
Coding region: 99-2186 (695 amino acids)
Biological process (GO): transmembrane transport
Molecular function (GO): transmembrane transporter activity
Source: RefSeq, a predicted model, not a curated record